Molecule: messenger RNA, 3390 nt
Organism: Elgaria multicarinata webbii
Lineage: Eukaryota; Metazoa; Chordata; Lepidosauria; Squamata; Anguidae
Gene: CKAP4
Product: cytoskeleton associated protein 4
Exons: 2
Coding region: 174-1859 (561 amino acids)
Cellular component (GO): rough endoplasmic reticulum
Source: RefSeq, a predicted model, not a curated record
CUUGCAAGCUUGCGUUGUUUCGCCGUUGCUGCCUUUCGCGCUUCGGGAGCUCCAGCAACUCACGUCGCGCAAAGCCCCGUGAAAGUCCCGCCAUCCACGCCAGCGGCGGCUUCUGGAGCAAAGCACGACGAAACACCCCCCAACCCACCCCCCAGCCCCACGCCAAACCCAGCAUGUCGUCUUCGGCCAAACAAAGGAGCAACAAGGGCGGUAGUAGCAGUGGCGGCGGCGGUAGCUCCGCCGCCCCAUCCGAAAAGGGAGCCUAUUCUAGCCACCCCGAUGACGUGGCAAAGAAGCAGCAGCCCAAUCCGGCCCACGCGAAGGCAAGCAAAGGGGGCUCCCCGGCUGCCGGAGGGGGCGUCAGACCCCCCUCCUCUUCGUCCUUCUGCAGCCUCGGCAAGCUCUUGAACUUGCUCUUCUUCCUCGUUCUCGUGGCCUGGGCCGCGUUCUCGGGCUACUACGUCCAUCACCUCUUGGAAGAAGUGAAGCAGAUCGGCCUCAGGCAAGAAGGUCUGGCCAAGCAGCGAGACGAGUCGGCCCGCUCCUUGGAAGGGGCUGUGCAAAAGGUGCAGUCCCUUCAGUCUGCAUUUGGUGGUUUCGAAUUGACACUGAAAAGUGCGCAGCAAAAGCAAGAAGUCACCGACAAGGCUGUUAGGCAAGGGGAAAGUGAGAUCAGUCGCAUUAGUGAGGUUCUUCAGAAACUACAAAACGAAAUCCUGAAAGACCUGUCUGAUGGUAUUCAUGUCGUAAAAGAUGCCAGAGAACGAGAUUUCACAUCGCUAGAAAACACUGUGGAAGAAAGGCUCACAGAGCUAACCAGGUCUAUCAAUGACAAUAUUGCCGAAUUCACCGACGUUCAGAAAAGGAGCCAAGAUGAACUCAACGAAGUAAAAACAAAGGUGGCUUCGCUUGGUGAAACAGAGGCGUACAAACAUGAACUUCAGAUGUUGAAAGGCGUUGUAGAUGAGAUGAGAAUGUCCAUGAGAGCUAAAGAGAAGACUAUCGAGUCAUUGCAAAGUACCAUAGAUUCAAUGGAGUCCGAUGUGUUGUCUGAAGUCAAAGAACUCAUCAACCUCAAGCAGGAGCAUGAAAAGUUCAAAGAGGCUGCUGACACAGAGCACCUUUCAUUACAAGCUUUAGAAGAGAAAGUUCUUAAAGCAGAAGAGUCUGUUGCACAUCUUCCUGAUGAGCUUAAGAGAUUUAAUGAAGAGUUGUCACUCAUCAAGACUUCUAGUAAUGUACAAGACGUCAGUGGGCUCUCCAAAGAUAUGGUAGAAAGUCUGCAAAAGAGCAAUGAAGGACUCAAAUCCAGGCUUGGAUCCAUAGAAGAGAACCUUCGGACUCUGGAAUCUUUUUUGCCCCUGUAUGACAGCAAGCUAGCUGCAUUAGAGCAAGAUCUGGGCUCUCUCCGUGGUACAUUAGAAGAUGAUGUGCGUUCGGUGACCAAUACCGUAAGGAGUCUUAGCGAAGCUCAACUCUCAAUGUACAGUGACGUCGAUGAACUACGGAGAAGUGUGAGCGACUUGCCAAACAACGCUGAUGCACUUGAUAAUAUCCAGAAGCAAGUGCGUGCUUUGCUGGAUCAAGAAAAGCCUCCAAUGGAUGCAGGGUCAUCUAAAGAUCAUCUAGAAGAACUCUCGUCUGUGAAAGGUUCCGUUGAUGAAUUGCGAUCUUCUUUUGGCCAGGUCAAAUCUGACUUAAAAAUGCUAAGAGCUGCAGUGGAUAAUUUAGUGGCUUACUCUGUGAAAAUAGAAGCCAACGAGAACAAUGUAGAGUUGGUGAAAAGCUCCUUAGAUGACAUAAAGAAUGACCUGGACAGGUUGUUUGUGAAAGUAGAAAAGAUCCAUGAAGAGGUUUAAGCAUCUGCUGUAAUGCAUGCUUAACUAUUGAACUGCCAAAAAUAGAAAAGGGGAAAAAAAAAGCUUUCAUAGGCCAAAGGUUUUUUGUUGAUGAUGGUGAGAAGUGGAAUAUAGGUCUUGAAAUGAAGACCUAUUGAUGCCACUAGAAAAAUCAUAACACAUUCCAAUUAGUUUGCCAUUUUUAUUUUUUCAACUGCUUGGACAAAUCGUUUUUGUUUCUGCUGCUUAAUCCAUAGUGCAUGGGUGUGAUGUGUGUAUGUGGGGUGGGGUGGGGACAAACUAUGAUGAUUGUUGCCUCGAUCCAUUUGACAGAUACGGGGGUGGGGGCUUCAUUAUGCAACAAGAUACCCCAUUGAUUUGAACAAAUGAAGCUAGACUCACAUGUCCAUUGCUCUGCACAUGUACAUCUACUUCCUCCAUUGAAAUAGAGCAGCUGAUGCAUAUAAGAGUGCUAGGUAGAUAUCAGCCUGUGCAUAGAGAUUUGUGUGUGCAGGUGUAAUAUAGACAGUGUUUACAAGCAAGUUCCUGUAUGGAGUAGUAUAGUGUAAUGAAAUUCAGGAUUUUGUGUCUGUGAUGAGGCUGCUCCGCAGGUCUCAUAAUCAACAUUGCUAUUUCAGAGCAAAACCAAAGAGCGCUCUUCUCACUCUGGUGCUUUUGAACUGGCCAUGGAGAAUAAAAAUCGGCCAUAAGGGCUAGAAACUUGCCAUCAAUCUGCUCUUAAUGGGACUGUUACUAUGUUGUAGGCUAAAUUUGUUUUCGGCUUUGGUGUCCUAAUUCCUUAUUGCAGAGAUUUGUAGGAACCAGAUGAAACCUCCUAAAUAAAAUUAUGCUGCUUUGAUAAAAAAAAUACCAAAAGGAGAAAGAGGGCUAAAAGAUACAGAAUUGUUUCCAAACAAAAUUCUUUGAACAUCUCUCACGUGAUGUGGCCAGGUUUAACAUAUGUAACUAUAACCUCUAUGCUAAGUGCCUGAUCUUUUAUUGUUGACUUUGAUGAAACAGAACUGGACCUCAGGCAGGGACUUAAAAAAAAAACCUGAACUUCGGAUGUUGCAGAUUAUUGAAGUUUUAAUAAAAUUCAUUUUUUAAAGAACCACUGAAUUAUGUAACUGGCUGGAUUCUUGUUUACCUCCUUUAGAAAAUAUUUUUGUUUUGGUCUUUUACCUUUUUUAUUUAAUAUGUUUUAAAAGUUAUCUAAUAAUAGAAGCAGGCUUUUGAGGAAUGCUCUAGAGAACUAUGCAUACUAAUUGUUACACUUUUGAUUUUUUUUUUUUUAAAAAAGCAGCAAAGGUAAAACGGUCCUUAGGUAGAAGGCAGAAAAGACAACGAACCGCCUCUUACGUUACCAGCACUGUGUAUAUCCAGAGACUGUUGCCAAGAGACCUUAACCCUUAAAACCCAAGACGGAUGCUCUGCAUUGAGAUUGGUUAUUACUUUCUUAAGCUGCUUUUCAUGGACUUUCCUUUGCAACUGUAUAGUUGACUGUGAAAUUAACAUUUCCCCCCAGUACCUGUAAUGCCUAAUAAAACCUUGG